AUGGACACGAAGGCCCACGUGAGCGCGCCCACCCACGGCUCCACGGGGAUCAGCUUCAGCCGCACCCACACCUCCGCGUCCACGUCAAAGUUGCGCACGCCCACCGGGAUGGGCACGGUGAGCGGGAUGGCCGACAGCCCCAUGCUCAUGUCCACUGGCACCUCCAGCAGCAUGCGCAUGCCCCCCGUGUACCGCACCCCCACGUGGUACCUGAGGUUGAGGGGCGGGGAUGGGGAUGGGGAUGGGGGUGGGGAUGGGGAUGGGGAUGGGGAUGGGGAUGGGGAUGGGGAUGGGGAUGGGGAUGGGGAUGGGGAUGGGGAUGGGGAUGGGGAUGGGGAUGGGGAUGGGGAUGGGGAUGGGGAUGGGGAUGGGGAUGGGGAUGGGGAUGGGGAUGGGGGUGGGGGUGGGGAUGGGGAUGGGGAUGGGGGUGGGCAUAGGGGUGGGUUGGAGGUAUGGGGGCCUGGGCCCAGAAAGAACAGCCUCAUUUCAUCCUGGUACCACACAGCACCACCUACUACCACAGCACUCCGCACUGCACCACUACUCUACCCCGCACAGCACCGCACUCACUGCAGGUCAUUGCCGCGUCGGGACGUGCGGCGCUCAAUGGAGCGCAGCGAGGGCGGCUCGUCGCCCAGGAAGAACUGCUUGAUGCGCACCAUAAACCUUGAAACCACUGACUAG
Molecule: messenger RNA, 684 nt
Organism: Closterium sp. Yama58-4
Lineage: Eukaryota; Viridiplantae; Streptophyta; Zygnematophyceae; Desmidiales; Closteriaceae
Source: the annotation of a GenBank genome assembly